Pestalotiopsis fici W106-1 is the source of this 447-nucleotide messenger RNA. RefSeq lists its product as uncharacterized. Lineage: Eukaryota; Fungi; Ascomycota; Sordariomycetes; Amphisphaeriales; Sporocadaceae. The transcript has 3 exons. The coding region runs from base 1 to 447 and encodes 148 amino acids. The record is from RefSeq and is a predicted model, not a curated record.
AUGCAAUCGUUCAACUUCAUUUUGGCGUCCUUGGCUGCUCUCGGCCAGGCUGUUCCGCUUGCUGGAAGAGACGAGAGUUGGCAAGUUACACGCUUCGCUGCAUACCAAGCAGCACACUCCAUCUCAGAAAUUGUGAGCUUCAACGUCCAGAUUGGAAGCGAGGACCCAACGACCUGUAGCGGAGUCGGCAGCGGCGUCACCUCGAGCGAGCCAUACCUCUUGCCGCUCUCCGGUUCAUGUGUCGCUGGAUCUGGCAUGACAUUCAACUUUACUCAGGUGGAGGACCAGGCCAUCAGGCUGGACGUGAUCAAGACAUCUGAUGGUGUUCAAACCGUUCAGACUUAUACUAGCAACACUGGCGCUGUACAAUUUGUCUCCACGGGCGACAACCCCUUGGACACCUCGACUUCGUACACUGGCCCUCAGGGCUUUGCCCUCCAGGCUUGA